Messenger RNA from Ceraceosorus guamensis, 775 nucleotides. Its product is annotated as putative ATP5-F1F0-ATPase complex, OSCP subunit. Lineage: Eukaryota; Fungi; Basidiomycota; Exobasidiomycetes; Ceraceosorales; Ceraceosoraceae. Gene Ontology annotation, biological process: proton motive force-driven mitochondrial ATP synthesis. Bases 128 to 775 code for a protein of 215 amino acids. The transcript is spliced from 5 exons. Gene Ontology annotation, molecular function: proton-transporting ATP synthase activity, rotational mechanism. The record is from RefSeq and is a predicted model, not a curated record.
CGAUCCCGCACCACCUGCUGUGCUGCUUCGUCACAGCUGGGCAGCAAUCGUAACCACAUCUUCGCGACAACAUUCGCGGCAAUCGGUCAGACUACCAGCAUUGUCCAUCAGCCACACUUUAGACAAUAUGGCCGCCGCUCGCUUUUCUUCUCGCAUUCUCAACCAGUCGGUUCGCGGCUAUGCCGCCCCCGCCAGCGUCAAGGCACCGCUUCAACUCAACGGCCUGCCCGGCAAGUACGCAACCUCGGCCUACCAAGCUGCCGCCAACAAGGACAGCAAGACUCUCGAUGCCGUCGAGAAGGACCUGCGCAGCGUUCAAACUUCCUUGACCGGAUCUCAAGGAGUCAAGCUCAGAGACUUCAUCAACAACCCUACUCUGGGCGUCAAGGAGCGCAGCCAGGGUCUCGACUCCUUGCUCGGUGGAAAGGAGAACGCUAUCACCCGCAACCUCUUCGAAGUGCUUGCUGAGAACGGACGCCUGCCAGACACGGAAAAGGUCAUCGAAGGUUUCCUCGAACUCAUGAGCGCGCACCGUGGGGAGGUUGUCAUCACCGUCACAAGCGCCGCUCCCCUGGACAAGUCCACCGCUUCCCGUCUCGAGAGCGCUCUCAAGGGUAGCCAAGCAGCUUCCGCUGGAAAGAGCGUCAAGAUUGUUCAAAAGGUCUCUCCCGGAAUCCAAGGUGGUUUGCAGGUCGACUUUGGAGACCGAUCCGUGGACCUCUCUGUCUCCAGCCGCGUUCAGAGACUCAACGCCCUGCUCAGCCAGGGCGUCUAG